Molecule: messenger RNA, 2981 nt
Organism: Centruroides sculpturatus (bark scorpion)
Lineage: Eukaryota; Metazoa; Arthropoda; Arachnida; Scorpiones; Buthidae
Exons: 6
Coding region: 544-2643 (699 amino acids)
Source: RefSeq, a predicted model, not a curated record
AUAUUUUUACAAAAGUUUAAUAAUAGAGAGCAGGGGUUAACAGUAAAACCUCUGAAGGUUAAAUACAAGCUUCUUUUUUUUAAAAAAAAUACAGCUUCCUUUUUGAACUGCGUAAGUGUACUUCCUGGGUGUAGCAGUUGCUACGGUUAGAUCGAGAUGGCUAAUUGCUACUUUGAUAGGAAAGUAGUGAUUAAUACAGGUAUACCUUUCUAGUCACUAUAUUUUUGAAGUAAUGUUGCCGGUAAUCGAGUAACUACUAUUAUUUAAAACGCUUCGGAUUGUCCAAUCGAAGAGACUUUUAAUCUCAUACAGUGAGGUCACUGAAGUAAGUGAUGACGUCGAUGCAUUCACGUGCUACUGGAGUUGAGUGACAGAUGCAUUUCGUACGCCAUGUUUAUUAAUUGUAUGAGAUGUUAACCCAUAACUGAGAUUUACUUCACUUCAGAAAAGUAAGUUAUUAAUACAGAAGAAUUCGGAUACAACAACAUCUUGAAUAUGAAGCCCUGUAUGCCUAGCAUUCUAUUCCAGUGUUAUACGUAAGAAAUGGAAGAAGCAGAAGUUUCAAGUGAGGAGAACAAUGUCAUCGUUUGUCCAGUUAAUUACGAACAAGCUGCAAAUGAAACGGAUGGAGUUAGGCAAAAUCAAAGAAUGUUUAAAGAACUUCUAAACGUUGAGAAUUGUAAUCAAUAUACGACGAUGCUCAAGAACUGUACACAAGUUCACGUUGGACCUAGAAUAGAAAUUUAUUCUGAAGACCGGAAUGGAAGUUGCUCGAAGACAGAAGACGAAGAAAGUAAUGAAAUGUUCGACAAUUACUGCCAGAAAUUAAACAGAAAAUAUGUGACUUACUUUUCCUAUAUGAGAUCUGUCUUGUGGGACGGAAAGAGGAACGAUUUUCCACUAAAGGAUUACUUUGUAGAAUUAACUGUAGAGAAGACAGAUUUAUUUGGAAAGGAAUGCGGAGAAAAAAUAAGUUUGAAUGAGAUAUUUGCCAUAGAACAAGAUGGACAUCAAACUAUUUUAGUUACAGGAGAUCCCGGUUAUGGUAAAUCUACUUUAUGCAAGAAAAUUGCCUACGAUUGGGUAUCCUCCAAUUAUCUGAAACAUUUUCAAUUAACUUUUAUUGUAAUAUUAAGAGAAUUAGGUGAUAAAAGUGUAACAGAUGUAUUACUCGAUGAUAUUCAUGAAUUAACUGAUAAAAAUUGGAAAUUGAUAGAUAAAAAAGUGAACGUUUUGGUUAUUUUGGAUGGGUUCGAUGAAAUUAUAGAAAAAUCUAAAAUUAUAACAUUUAUAAGAGAAGAAUCUUUCAAUAUUUCUCGCACAAUGACUAUUUUGGUAACGAGUCGAACUCAAGCAGCGGAAGAGAUCAGAGAGGACAUGAAGAUGAGGAUAUUGAUAAAGGGGUUUUCUCCAGAAUAUCAAGAAAAAUAUAUUCAAUUAAUAUUUAGAGAAAAUGAAAGUAAAGCGAACGAACUCAUUUCCGCAUUGACAAAGGAUGACUUUUACAGAGAAAUAUCAGAAUGUCCUCUGAUGCUGCAUAUGUUGUGUUGCCUUCAUCGAGAUGGAGAAAUGGAAAAGCUUGAAACGAUGGCUGAUUUAUACAUUAGGAUAUUUACUCUAAUAACUGAACGUUAUGUGAGAAAAACUAAUCAAAAACGUAAAUUUAAAAGAGGAAAAUAUUUUGUGGGGGAAAAUUUGCUACUGAAAUUAAGAAGAUUAGAGAGAGGCAAAGAUGUUAUCACAUCACAAGAUUUGGUGGCUUUAUUUCCAAAUGAAGAUGAACACAAUUUCAUUACUGGACUAGACAUUCUUACUCUGGAUUCCUUUUCUGAAUGCGAUAAUAUCAUCCGAUACAGUUUUGUUCAUCGGACAUUUGGCGAAUUUCUUACAGCUUUAUGUGUAUAUAUCGGUUAUAUUUCGUUUCCAUAUUGUACUAGUAAUAUGGAGUUGUUAUUUUUAAUGGGAUUUUAUAAGGAUGAACCUUUACCCAAAACGUUUUUAACAUAUAUACCCAACCAAUUGUUCACAUAUCCAUUCAUACUCUGCGCUCACAGACAAAUCAAACUGAAAAGUAAUUGGGAACAAUUUUGUUCACAUUUAAAAGUGGUAUUUUAUUAUAUAAAUUUCCUGACUUAUUAUCAAGAGAUAUUUAACUUGUAUGAAUUCAAAGAAUUGUAUUUAUAUUUAUACGAGAUUGAAAGAAAAAACGACGUAUGGGUGAAUUACGUAAAUUACUUAUCGAAUCUCUGCAGUUACAUUAAAAAUUUAAAGAUUUAUCUUAUUCUCUUAGUUUUUGAAAAGUUUUCGAAUCAUUUAUACGAUAUUAGAGAACUUAUCUCAGGCAUUAUCGAUUUCCUUCAAGUAAUGAACGGUAACGUAGACAUUUAUUUUAUUGGCGUAGAAUAUUUUUUGGGUGAAAAUUAUUUCCAUAGGUUCAUCAAUGUAAAAUACAAUUUGAAUUCGUCUGAGAUCCGGAAAUCAUUAAAUAUAAGUGAAGACGAGAAGUUGGUUGCAUUGGAAACUGUCGACGAUUCGAAACAAUCUGACAGUUUCGUCCUCUCGUUGGAGCAAUACGAAACUUUACGCGAUCGUAUCUUAUUUCAGUCUGCCAGUAAAUUGAAAUUAAAAUGUGCAAUACUGUAGAAUUCUUUAAAAAUAUAUAUUAAGUUUUUUUUAUAAAAGAAUCGUGUAACCUUUAUUUAUGAUAUUACACGUAUUUAUCAGUGACGAAUUUCUACAAAUAGAUACACUGGAUUGUUAAACGUUGCGUGUCGUCGUGUUGAAACAUUUUUGUAGGAUUAUAAUCUAGGAAAAAAUUAAAUAAUUGUAUUUGUGGUUGACUACACCUAUAACACUACACUUAUGAAAAUGUAAAUUAUGUAUAGGCCUAAACACUGUGUUUAGACAUUAUUUUGAAGUUCUACAAAUAUACAGUUGAUCCCCCAUAACACUGUUGAUAAUUCCGUUUUAUAUGAAUUCCA